AGAGCAUAUAAUUUGAUUAAAAAAAAAACAGAGCAUCAUAAUAAAAAUAGAAUAAGUAAAGAAAGAAUCUUCCUUUACGCACUCUGAUUCUCUCCUCUCCUCUCCACUGCUCUCAACAGAGUCUGAAGAGCCAAAAGAGACGACUUUCACACACAUCUCUCUCUCUCUCUGUCGCAUCAAUGGCAAUCACGUCGUGCUUCUUCUCUGUUCCAACCCCAAACACAUCAUCCAUCACUGAAUCAAAUCUGACAUGGCCUCACCUCUCCUUCUCUCCUAGACUCUCUUCCUCAUCCUCCUUUACCGUAAAGUCCAUCUCUUUCAAUCGCCGCGUCACUAUUUCCCCUGUUUUCUCCGCCUCAAUCGACAACAGCGGCGGCUCCGACAACAACAACGGAGGAAGCGGCGGCGGCGGUGGUGGUGGUGACGGAGGGAAGAAUAACGGUGAUGGAGACGGUGGUGAGGACAGGGACAGGAACAGGAGCGAGGCGAUGAUGCUAUUGGCUGAGUCAGGGACAGAGUUGGAGAGUCUUCCAAAGGAUCUAGCAGCUGCUAUUGAGUCGGGUCGGAUCCCUGGAUCGGUUAUCACCCGGUUCCUUGAGCUGCAGAGAUCGGCUGUGAUGAGGUGGCUGAUGCAGUUUGCUGGGUUUAGAGAAAGGCUGUUGGCUGAUGAUCUCUUCUUGGCUAAACUCGCCAUGGAAUGUGGUGUUGGUGUCUUCACUAAGACUGCUGCUGAGUAUGAACGGCGGAGAGAAAACUUCUUCAAUGAACUUGAAGUUGUCUUUGCCGAUGUGGUGAUGGCUAUCAUUGCUGACUUCAUGUUAGUUUAUCUUCCUGCGCCUACUGUGUCUCUUAGACCACCUCUUGCUCUUUCUGCUGGUGGUAUUUCCAAGUUUUUCCACAACUGCCCAGACAAUGCCUUCCAGAUUGCUAUUUCUGGGACCUCAUAUUCUCUCUUGCAAAGGCUUGGCGCUAUAGCUCGUAAUGGGGCUAAGCUAUUUGCCGUUGGCACCACAUCAUCACUGGUUGGUACUGCUGUUACAAAUGCAUUUAUAAAAGCAAAAGGAGCUGUGGACAAGACUUCUGAAGGUGAAGUCGAGACUGUUCCAAUUCUCUCCACAAGUGUUGCUUAUGGUGUCUAUAUGGCAGUUUCCAGCAACCUAAGGUACCAAGUAUUGGCUGGUGUGAUAGAACAACGUCUCCUUGAGCCAAUGCUACACCAACACAAACUUGCACUCAGUGCCAUGUGUUUCGCUGUUAGAACUGGCAACACCUUCUUGGGUUCCUUAUUAUGGGUGGAUUAUGCACGCCUCAUAGGUAUCCAGAAAUCUCAUUGAUAAAUCAGAAGAACAUGAUGAGCUCGAUUCAGACAUGAUCUGCUUCAUCUUACGUAUACGAAACUACGUUCUUCAUUCACGAUUUGUUGCUGAUUUUUGAGUUAUUUUGUCCUAUUUUCUACAAAACUAGUCGAUGUUUCCAUGCAAACCAAGGCUUUUUUUUCACAAAGCACAUAAAAGACUUUAUGCAUUUGAGUUUUGAAACACUCUCACUGUCAUCUAUUUCACUGCAACUAGAAAU
This is a messenger RNA of Eruca vesicaria subsp. sativa (arugula), 1575 nucleotides long. Lineage: Eukaryota; Viridiplantae; Streptophyta; Magnoliopsida; Brassicales; Brassicaceae. The record is from the annotation of a GenBank genome assembly.